CAAACAUGGCCGUAUGGCUGUAUGGCUGUAUGGCUGUACGGACGUAAUUAUGGCUGUAGGAGGAUUGACAAGUCGCCUGCCAACGCCAUGCAGGUCCCGUAACGCGAAUGCUGCUAUGGCUAACACCGUAUGCUCAUUCAUGUCCGCUGGUCAGCCGGAUACGCAUCGCCGUACUACACACCCAGUCAGCAUCAGCAUCAGCAUCAUCAAUCAUCAAAGAUAUGGCCUAACGGGUCGAGUGCUGCUGAGUCAAUCUCGCGCUCUCAGCUGGGGAUGAGCGGAGCUGGCCACAAAGGUACAGCCACCACGGUAGUAUACUGGUCUGAACAUCUCUCGGGAGCAUCUGACAAGCAUCUCUAUUCCAUUCAGACAGAGGACAAUGAUGAGCCUCCUGUUGAAGCCGUGACUGUACUGUUGAGGCCGUUGACUUGUUCAUUCUGCUCGAGCUGUGAGAGCGAGCCGCUUCGAUUGCUCGUGAGCAAGUACAGCAGUGUGGACGAGGCGAACGAUAGCAAGCAGGUCUGUUGUAUACAUCAUAUACAUAUGUAUAUCCAUCCUGGUCAGCGUGGUGCUUGGGUGGGUGGUUAGUGUAUUAGUGGGUAGGUCGAGUGCCCAAUAAUGAAAUCUGUGGGCGGUUUUG
Pseudovirgaria hyperparasitica is the source of this 640-nucleotide messenger RNA. RefSeq lists its product as uncharacterized. Bases 130 to 588 code for a protein of 152 amino acids. NCBI's taxonomy places the organism in Eukaryota, Fungi, Ascomycota, Dothideomycetes, Acrospermales, Acrospermaceae. The transcript has a single exon. The record is from RefSeq and is a predicted model, not a curated record.